GAUCUCGACGACUACACCAUCAACAAGUUCAUCCACAGGUACCACCAGCAGCGCGUCAGCAGUUUCGGCCGACGGCGCUACCACAACCAUCGCGAGAAACCCGACUCCGACGAGACGGCCGCCAAAAUCACGCUGGGUGAAUUCUGUUACCGACCUUGCAUGCCCAACGACACUCGCAUUUGCCAGUUCACAUUUGAGGUUCAUCUCUACCAGACCUUAUCUAGGGCGUGCUACAAAUGUCCCAGCAACGCCAAAGACUGCGACCGACCCGAGUGCGUGGCCGGGGACGGGACGCGCAGGAUGGUCACGGCGGUGAACAAGGGCAUUCCAGGACCGUCUAUUCAGGUGUGCGUCGGCGACAAGGUUCUCGUGGACGUCCUGAAUGACAUGCCGUCCACAGCCGUCACUCUCCACUGGCACGGCCUCACGAUGGGCCCCUCCUUCGCCGUGCCCCGAGCCGAGAAGACGCCCUUCAUGGACGGCACCCCGGGCAUCACGCAGUGCCCAGUGGGUCCCUCGUCCGGGUUCAGGUACUCCUUCAUCGCUUCCAAUCCCGGCACUCACUUCUGGCACGCGCAGACAGGUCUUGAACGCGGCGACGGUUUGUUCGGCCCACUCAUUGUGCACCAGUCACAUGAAAAUGAUCCUUACCAGAAAUUGGCACAACAUAUCAUAACGAUCAAUGACUGGUUCCACUCCUCGACGCAGUCCAAGUAUGUCCUCCGUCAGCACAGCAACCAGGAGGCCAAACCCCAGUCCAUCCUGAUCAACGGCCGCGGUGCCCAGAAGCACGACGCGGAUGAAGUCGCUCGAGUUCCAUAUUCAAAAUUCAUAGUGGUUAAUGACACCCGCUACCGCAUGCGGGUCAUCAACGCUGCGGUGACCAACUGUCCCGUGACUGUGACGGUGGACAGCCACGACUUCGUCCUCCUCGCGGCAGAUGGCAGCUUCGUGUCGCCCAUGAACACCACGUCGCUCCUCAUCUAUCCAGGAGAGAGAUACGACGUGCUGAUCGAUGCGGAGCAACAGACAUCUCCUGACGGCGGAGUCUUCUGGGUGCGCGUGCAGGGCGGGAACGACUGUGGCCACCUUCAGCAGUACGCAAUUCUCCAGUACCUGCCCACGAACUUCUCCUUCGCCGAAGCUCCGCCCACCGUCCCCCCGGAGACCACGCCCACUCCCAAAACACCACCUGCGCCAGGAUCGCAAGACUUCAGCGGGGCAUGUGGCACCAAAGGGCAGCGCUGCGUCUCUGGUCUGAGGUCGCCCACGGAUCUGCCCGCCUCCCUUCAGGUCGCCAAAGCAAAUACUACUCUCUACCUCGCCUUCUCCUCCAAAGAAAUUCGCAACGAGAAUUUCUACUCCAUUCUCCUCUAUGACAUCUAUGAAGAGACCGACCCUUCGAAGAGACUGGCAACGCCCCAGAUCAACCACCUGAGCUUCCGCGCUCCGCCCAUCCCCCUCCUGGUCAACCACCGCCCACUCAAGUCCGAGAACUGCAGCAGCGAGGGCGUGAGGCGAGAGCACUGCAACGCCGACUUCUGCGAGUGCCUCCACGUCCUGCAAGCUCCGAUUGGGGCAAUUGUAGACCUCGUACUCAUCGGAGAGGGACCCGCCAAUGGCACUUCUCAGGCGGUGCAUCUGCACGGCUUCAAGUUCUGGGUCCUGUCUCAGGUGGCGGCCGAGGACGUGCCCGCGCCGACCAUGACGACCACGACCACCACAACGACCCCAUCCCCCGACGACGAUUCAGAGGACAGCGUGGACAUUCCUCCUGCAGGCGGCGAGUACCUCUCACGGGAUAAGCUGAUGCAGUUGGACGCGGAAGGGAAGCUGAAGCGCUACGUGCUGGACCCCGUGGCCAAGGAUACCGUCACUAUCCCGCCAGGAGGGUACACCAUUGUCAGGAUCGUCGCCGAGAAUCCUGGAUUCUGGAUGCUUGAGAGUCAGGUCCUCUUCAAUGCAAUGGCGGGCCAGAGCCUCAUCCUGCAAGUCGGCGACACUGCAGAUUUCCCUAAACCACCAAAAGACUUCCCCGAGUGUUAAAUCUGCUAAAAUCAAUCCUCAAUUUGUUUUAAAGUUUUCCCCUCUCUUUCUGAUGCUUUCUUUUUCCUUUCUAACAAUCACUUUCUUCCUAUCUUUCUUUUACUUGUUUACCUCAUCUAGUCUUUCAUGUAUAAUCUGCGGAUGUUUCCUAUUCAUAAAUCUUAUCAUCUCUAUCAUUCCGAAUCUUACCUACUAAUAAAAUCUCUCCCUCUCUCUCUCUCUCUCUUUCUCUUUCUCCUUCUCUUUCUCUCCUUCUCUUUCUCUCCUCCUCUUUCUCUCCUUCUCUUUCUCUCCCCUUCUCUUUCUCUCCUUCUCUUUCUCUCCUUCUCUUUCUUUCUCUCUUUUUCUUUCUCUUUCUCUCUCUCUUUCUCCUUCUCUUUCUCUCUCUCUCUCUCUCUUUCUCUCUCUCUCUUCCCUACAUUUUAUAUUCCACACGUCGAGGAUCUUUCUUCUCCCAUACUGUUGUAGUCGUGUCGUAACUACUGUAGUUGUACUAGAAAACAACUCACAACAAAAGAAGGAACUCUGAAUGGAACCAGGGUAUAAUCACGACAGUUCGCUAGUAAGAGAAACCUGAAUGAAAACAUUCCAUCGCGUGGAGAGUUUUGAUCAUCUACUUGGAGAUGAUGUCACUCUUACAGCUGUAAUUUAAAUAAAUGAUACAUUUUGCUCCAAAA
This is a messenger RNA of Penaeus indicus, 2723 nucleotides long. RefSeq lists its product as uncharacterized. The transcript has 13 exons. Lineage: Eukaryota; Metazoa; Arthropoda; Malacostraca; Decapoda; Penaeidae. The record is from RefSeq and is a predicted model, not a curated record. The annotation marks the transcript as partial. Gene Ontology annotation, molecular function: oxidoreductase activity; copper ion binding.